Salvia hispanica is the source of this 314-nucleotide messenger RNA. Lineage: Eukaryota; Viridiplantae; Streptophyta; Magnoliopsida; Lamiales; Lamiaceae. The record is from RefSeq and is a predicted model, not a curated record.
UCUCAUCAAUCAACUGAAACUUCUUCAAACCCUAAUUACAUCUGCACAUUUCUAGAGAGAGAAAGAGAAUAUGGGGAAAAUACCGGUGAAGAUGAAGUCGGUGACAUACGCCCUGUCGCCAUUUCAGCAGAAGGUGAUGCCCGGGCUCUGGAAGGAUUUGUCCGGUAAGAUCUCCCACAAGAUCUCCGAGAAUUGGAUCAGCACCACGCUCCUGCUCGGCCCGCUCGUCGGCACCUAUUCGUAUGUGCAGUGGUACCUGGAAAAGGAGAAGAUGGAGCACAGAUACUGAAGGUAGUUAUACCAAUACUCGAUUU